Molecule: messenger RNA, 1683 nt
Organism: Chara braunii
Lineage: Eukaryota; Viridiplantae; Streptophyta; Charophyceae; Charales; Characeae
Source: the annotation of a GenBank genome assembly
GUAACACUGCGAGUUAGUUUAACGUUGACACAAGUGCUGGAUGGGGGACGGUGGGCAGCGUGGCAGUUACGGGAAGUGUUACAAUUGCGGGUUGCAAGGGCACUAUGCCCGGUGGUGCCCCUACCCGCCUAGAAAUAACGGGUAUGGACCAUACGGGAAUGCGAAUUUGACCCAGGAUAGUGGUUUCGUGCAGGGACGGCCGAUUUACAACCCCGCUCAUGCACCAUCUGCCCCUCCACUCUCAUCUGCCCCGUCGGCAACAUCACUCCCACUCCCUCCUCUCCCCCCUCCUAUUCCUCCACCUCUGCAGGCUCAAGCUGCUCAACCGCCACUACUUCAAGCUCCGGGCUCAUCAUCCUCGAAUACGGAGACAUCAGCUUCCUCGAUGGCGAUAGUUCCGUACGAGCAGCCACGUGCUCCGUACGGCGGGACGAAUGUGAGAGGAUGGAACAGAACGCGGGAUCCAGGGCCUGAUGGGGAAGCAAUGAUGAUCCUCAGGGAGAUUUGGAAUGACCGGCAAGAAGAAAGAGAACGUCGACGAGAGGAGGAAGAGCGACGAAAUCGGGAAGAGCAGGCGAGGCUUGCUCGGGAAGAAGAAGAAAGACGUGCCUUAGCCGAGGAGAAGAAGGAAGCUGAACGUGAAGCAAGGAUCGCACGAUUCGUUAGAGAGCAGAUGAAAGAAAUGGAGGCAAAGAAGAAGAACGCCUCUGAAGAACGUAGCAACAAGAUUUGGGAAAAAGUGGAGAAAUUGGGAAAGCCCCCCAGUGAAGCGGAGGGUAGUAAGAACGGCGAAGGAAAUGAUAACCGGGAAAGAGACCAAGUGGCUAUGGCCGACGGUAAAUUGGCACCUCCAGAGCUGGCAGUUGGUAGGCAGCGGGUUGAGAAUACAGUCACUCCUUUCGACUCUGGCCUGUUACGGAUGGAUCAGGACAACGUGCGGAAGGCUCAGGACGCUCACUCUCUUCUUUUCCAAGAAAUGUUGAAUUGUUUAAAGACAAUUAAAGAGCAAGGCGCUGAUCUUCUUACCUUGCCUCCUCCCGCACAAAAUCCUAAUCACCCUCAACCUCCACCCCCUCCCCCUCCUCCUCCUCCACCUGUCCCUGCUAACGCCGCUCCUCAACCCCCUGCCCCCACCCAGCCCACUGCCCCCGCUUACGAACCCCCCGCGCAUCCCGCCAUGGCCCAACAGGACCCCCCAGCCCACUCUUCCAUUCCCACUCCCUCCUCUCCUGCAACACUCUUCUCUUCCCCUCCUCCUCCCCCUCCCCCUCCUCCACCUCCUCCACCCCCUCCACCACAAUCCCAUAUCUCACGGAGAGCAGGUGCAGCGACUGGGCCCGGACCAUCAAGGACCAGGAACGAACCUCUGAGAACACCGACAGCGAAUGGCUUUUCAAUACGCUUGGCAGGCAUGUUUGCCUCGGUCGCGGGGAGCGGCCUGAGGAGGAGAUCGACCGGGGUUACGAUAAACGAAGGGGCGAAUGAUGAAGGUGCCCCACGAGACCUGGGUUUUGACAGGAUCGACCGUGGCAAGAAAGUCGCGGCCGCUGGUCCCGGAAAGGAGGGGAAGAAGAAAUAUAUCGAGGAUCUAACCGCAUAGCUGAUUAUCAAGAGCAAGCACGAACUUGAGGAGCUAUGCAAGAAGGACCGUAUCAGAUAUGUCAACAAAAAGAUCACCUCCGC